AUGUCGACAGCUAUAGCCGACGUAAAAAACGGAAUGGGAGUAAGAAAGGCUGCAAAGAAAUAUUCUGUACCUAGAUCAACAUUAUCGGAUCGCAUAUCUGGUAGGAUCCAGGAGGGAGCCCAUUGGGGGAAAAAGGCCUUGUUUAGUAUUGAGGACGAGAAGGAAAUGAUAAAGUGUGCAGUACAAAGGGCAGAUAUGGGGAUAGGCUUUAGCAAAUCGAACUUCUUAAGGUUUGCAGGUUCUAUGGCAAACACCCGGAAUAUUUCACUUAGAUGGGCAAAACCAUCCGACAUGUGGUGGAGAUGGCUUAAACGGAGGCACGAAGGAUUUUCGCUCAGAACUCCUGAGGCAACCGCAACUGUUCGUCACGACGCGAUGUCACGCGACCGCAUGCGUUUAUUUUUUUCCGAAUUAGGGAAAGUUGUGCAGACGUCAAAUUUCAAAAACAAUCCAGGUAGAAUCUGGAACAUGGAUGAAACGGGGGUAAGUUUGUCUCAUAAACCAAGUAAAGUGCUUGCAAAGAAGGGUGCAAAGGCCAUACACGGCAAAGCAUCUACUUCUCGUGAACUGGUAACGGUAAUUGCAUGCAGCAAUGCCGAUGGUGGAUACAUUCCUCCACAUUUUGUUAUUCCGGGGAAAACUGUAAGGAAACUGGAGGGAUACAACAUACAAUCCAUUAGAGAAAAAGAGUCGUCAUUAAAAGGGGCAAACUUUUCUGUGUCUGAUUCAGGAGGAACCAAAGAUGGAAUUGCCAAACUUUGGUUCACAGAAACGUUUUUGAAGAAUAUCGGUCCGGCCAGACCUCAGCUACUUAUAUGCGACGGACACGGGUCACACAACAAUGUUGAAUUUGUUGAACUUUCAAAGCAGAAUGACAUCAUACUUGUGGAGUUACCUAGUCACACAAGUAACUGGACGCAGCCACUGGACAGAACUGUGUUUAAGUUGAUGAAGAGUCACUGGAACACUGCGCUCGAUGACUUUGUUAAAAGCACAGGGGUUGCAGUUGGCCACAAACAGUUCCUUAGGCUAUUCGAUAUAGCAUGGCAAGCUGCAAUGACACCGAAAACUAUAUGGAACGGGUUUGUAGCUACGGGGAUCUAUCCAUUCAACCCUGACGCCAUACCUGAUGAGGCGUAUGCACCACACAAAGGUUGUGUUCAGACACAGUCUGAAGAAUCCUGCGACAACAUAACCGA
Messenger RNA from Mizuhopecten yessoensis (Yesso scallop), 1199 nucleotides. RefSeq lists its product as uncharacterized. The transcript has a single exon. The record is from RefSeq and is a predicted model, not a curated record. Gene Ontology annotation, cellular component: nucleus. The annotation marks the transcript as partial. Lineage: Eukaryota; Metazoa; Mollusca; Bivalvia; Pectinida; Pectinidae. Gene Ontology annotation, molecular function: DNA binding.